Molecule: messenger RNA, 3066 nt
Organism: Lasiodiplodia theobromae
Lineage: Eukaryota; Fungi; Ascomycota; Dothideomycetes; Botryosphaeriales; Botryosphaeriaceae
Product: High affinity camp phosphodiesterase
Exons: 6
Coding region: 1-3066 (1021 amino acids)
Biological process (GO): signal transduction
Molecular function (GO): 3',5'-cyclic-nucleotide phosphodiesterase activity
Source: RefSeq, a predicted model, not a curated record
AUGGAUCAUGGAGCGUGCAGCGUCAUCUACCUGGACCGGCGGGCGCACCCCGAGCGUCUGCGGAGAGACAAUGUGCUGGCAAGCCUGAACCUCCGGGAUGCCCGCGGCCAGGUCUCGUCGCCCGGCUACUUCAACUUCGCCCGCUCCGCCAGCACCCACGAGGUCCUGGCCAACGUCGAGACGUUGCUGUCCAUCUUCCACGAGAUCGACAUCCAACGCUCCGGUUCCGCCGCCCUCGACCGCAUCUGGCACCUCUACAACGCCUCGAGCCUCGAUAACGCGCCCAUCAUAGUGCUGAUCGACCUGCCUUAUGACGAGGAACGUCGCAUGAAGCGCCUGUCGCGCGAGCCGCGGACCCCUUCGCCCACAGCCUCGCGCACUCCUGGCCAGGACCUGCCCGAGCCCGAAGACCUGUAUGGCAUGCACCUCCUCAGACACAUCUCCGCCGAGAUACAAGAUCGGAGAUUACCCAAGCUCGUCAUCCCCGUCGUCCUGUUGAGCGGCCUGGACCGUGAAAUGGCAUCCGAUACCACCUCGCCUGGCGCCAGCGGGUCACGGGUUUUGACUGACACCGUGCGCCUGACCCGCUAUCUGGAUGCUGGUGCCGUCGACGUGCUGGCCAGCCCGCUAUCAAAGGACCACAUCCACGGCCUGGCCGUACACGCUUACCGGAUAAACAAGGAAGUCAUGCGGGAGAAGUCGAGUUUUCUUGCCCAGUCCAAGGGCCGCAAGGUCUCCUGGGUCGGCGUGAACGAAGCGAAGCCCUUCUCGUAUCUGCGAGAGGCCAUGGUCUCUAAUUUAAUGGGCAACAUCUGCUGUCCCGAUACGGCACGAGACACCAUAGAUCCUAACGACAUCGAGGUCAGUCCCGAACGCCGGGAGAAGAUUGCCCGCGCCGUGGGCACCUGGGGUUUCUCUGCGCACGACUGGAAUGAUGACGAAUUAUUAUUUGGAUCGCUGGUAAUGAUUAAGCACGCAUUAAGCAUGCCCGAAGUGGAGCGCUGGCGCAUGCGCGAAGAUGAACUGUUGAUCUUCCUGCAAGCGAGCCGAAGCGCUUACAACGAGUUCGUCCUCUACCACAAUUUCCGUCACGUCGUGGACGUGCUCCAAGCUCUGUUCUAUUUUCUCCUGCGGAUCGGCGCACUGCCCGCGUACUCCUCGGACCCCUCACAUGCUCCUGUCGAGCAGCCUCCGAUCGCCUCCCUGCUCAAGCCCUUUGACGCUCUGACCUUACUCAUCUCCGCAAUAGGACAUGAUGUUGGUCACCCGGGUGUCAAUAACGCCUUCCUGGUGGCGCUUAACGCACCGCUGGCUCAGCUGUACAAUGACCGCUCCGUGCUGGAGUCGUUCCACUGCGCUGCGUACUCGCAGAUUCUCCGCAGAUACUGGCCCGCGGCCUUUGAAGAUGUUGCUAUGCGCAAGCUGAUGAUCAACUCGAUCCUUGCAACUGACAUGGGUCUCCACUUCAAGUAUAUGGCUGAUUUGGGGAACUUGCAGGAGAAGCUGGCUCACAAUAAUGGUGGCAUUGACGGGUGGAGCCCGAAAGUCCUGGAAGAGUAUAGGGAUUUGAUAUGUGGCCUGCUUAUCAAGUGUGCAGACAUUAGCAAUGUGGCACGGAAUUUCAACACCGCAGUCCAGUGGGCGGCCAUUCUCACGGACGAGUUCAGCAAUCAAGGGCAAAUGGAGCAGGAGCUGUCACUGCCGACAUGUCUCUUCGGCGGGCCGCCCGUUCGUGAUGACAUCAUCAAAUUGGGCGAAUCCCAGAUUGGCUUCAUGAACAUCUUUGCCCGACCGCUCUUUGAGUCUGUCGCCGACAUUCUACCCAACAUGCGCUUCAGCGUAAUUGAAAUUAUCGAAAAUAAGGUUAUAUGGCAGAAAAAGAUUGAGGAAGCUAAAGAACGGCUCCUCCCGCAAAUAGACGGCGGGGUGGAAGGGGCCGGCACAUCGAUUCUUGAUCAAGCUCGGAGUCCCUUGUCGACCAGUCGCGUGGACGUGUCAGAUCCCAGGCCAACAGUGCCCGAACGCACCGAGUCAACCUCGAGUUCGCUGAGAGCUCCGAAGCAGAAGCCGACCUUCCCGCCUCCGCUUAACCUGUCCGACGCGCCAAGGCGUGCGUCUCCGGCUUUCAAAGCAGCGACCGAGCCUCGUCGCUCAUCGGUCGCAGCACUGCCAAUUCCUCGCCAUUUGAUCGAAGGUCAAGGGAACAGGAAUCCAAACUCGCGUCGCGGCAGCGCCGAUGCAAGCCUGACAACCAUCCUGGUAACACAGAACCCGACCAAACCCUCCGAAAAAAUGAAAAAGAAGGGCCUGCGCUUACGCUCGCAGUCGCCUGGCAAACGCCGCAACAGCCGUCAAGGACUCGGAUUCUUCCGCCACAAAGCCCAACCUUCAACGAGAUCAGACUCUCCUCCCCGUGUCCCUGGAAGCCCUUGUUUCCCACCGGCAAAUGGCGCAAUUCACUCCAACAAGAACCUGCAACCACCCCAGUCCGGGGCUCACAGCCCUGUCAGUCCCAUCUCGGUGGACUCGGACUAUGAGAUUCCGCCUCACAUGACCGCCCCUCCACCGGUGUCACCGAAACCCAACUCGGCCGACGGCCAGCAAGGUGGGGACGAAGCGCCUCCCUUGCCACGCUGGAAGGCAGCAGGGUCGGCUUUCAAGGCCCGGCACUCCCGAAAAGGUUCACUCACUCCGUCCCUGACUGGUUUCGAGGUCCAGCCCCCGGAAACCAGCAGCAGUGCGGACAAGAGCGCACACACGAUGAGCGAGUCGCCAACGCUCCAUACGCUGGAAGGUGUUGGAGAGGGCACAAGUGGUAGACCUAAGAGCAGAGGUGGCGUCUUUGGCAGGUUUUGGCGGAGGAAGAUCAGAGGCGACAAGUCAUCUUCUGGAGAUCUUCAGCAGGACAAGGACUUGGCCGUGCAAACGCAGGGUUUCCAGUACCCUCCGCCCCCGAAAACACCUGUCAGCUCAGGAGCCGCUGGUCCUCGCCGUGGAAGCAUGCCCCUUCUACCCGGCUCGUACCCAAAUACACCUCCACACCACCAUCAGUCACGGGACAGGUAG